Molecule: messenger RNA, 4570 nt
Organism: Xyrauchen texanus (razorback sucker)
Lineage: Eukaryota; Metazoa; Chordata; Actinopteri; Cypriniformes; Catostomidae
Gene: kynu
Product: kynureninase
Exons: 14
Coding region: 1894-3282 (462 amino acids)
Biological process (GO): NAD+ biosynthetic process
Cellular component (GO): cytoplasm
Molecular function (GO): pyridoxal phosphate binding; kynureninase activity
Source: RefSeq, a predicted model, not a curated record
UCCAAGUCCUUCUGUGAGAGAAAAUUUUUUAAUUUAGCAAUGGACCUUAGAUGAAAAAAGCUUCAUUUAACAACAGCAUUUAUCUGCUUAUCAAAUAAUAAGUCAGAAUAAAAGAUGACACCCAAGUUCUUAACUCUAUUGUGCAUGGUUAAAGACAAAGUACCUAACUGAUUUUCAAUGUCAGCAAUACAUAGUGUCCCCUUGACACCAAUGCCCUGUGAAAAAACUGCCCCUACUACACACUGUUUGGGUUACACCAAUUUGUGACCUUUCCGUUUGAUUUGUUUGGGGCCCGGCUAAGUUUCAGCAUCUAAUGGACAGUGUUGUAUUACAAAUUUAUUAAAUGUUUAAUUUAGGUUCCAAUACAAUAGUAUAUAAACUGAGAAAUUUUAGUAGAUUGAAUUCAGUAUUUGAGGUAUAAAUGAUGUCACAGACCUGCCUGUCAGGAUUUCCAGCAAGAGAUUCCUGCCUGUCCUGAUCUCUCUAUUGUAAGUUAAAUUAAUCGGAUUGCUGAGACUGUCACCUUUUGUCUUUAAAUGUCUCUUGGAGCCCCUGACCCAGUCGUUGAAUAGUCCGGCUGAUUAGAUUAGUUUCUGUGCAUUCGAAUCACACUGUUAUGCUGAUGAGAUCAGGGCUGGGGAAUUUCAGGUAACGAGUUGACUCCUGUACCUCAUUUACAUGCUUUGUUUCAGAGUGUCUCCACCUCUAUGUAAAUCCCUCACCCUUGAAAGGUAUAAAACUCUAUCGUACGAGUUAUUGAGUUAGACUUGGAUGACUACAGAGAUGCAACAGCAACUUCUCAAUAAAGAGUAAAUUCUGCUUAAAAGAUAUCCCAACGUCUCCUGUCUCUGCUUCGACGACAAAGAAAAAGUUUACAACAACAGGAUACUCCGACCGCACUCCGUGUAUGCCGCUGCCUACUUGGAUGAUAUUGUUAUCUUUAGUAGUGAUUGGCAGCAGCACAAGCAGCAUCUGAGGGCAGUUCUGAGGUUGCUGUGGCAGGCAGGGCUCACAGCAAACCCGAAAAAAUGCACAACUGGAUGGGUGGAGGUACGGUAUCUGGGGUUCCACUUGGGUCAUGGGCAAGUGCGGCCCCAAAUUAAUAAAACCGCAGCAAUUGUGUCAUGCCCAAGACCCAAGACCCAAAAGGAGGUGAGACAGUUCCUGGGGCUGGCUAUUAUCAAAGGUUUGUUCCUAAUUAUUCAGACUUCACCAGUCCGCUGACUGAUCUCACUAAUAAGGGAGCUCCAGAACCAGUCCAGUGGACAGAGCUGUGCCAACAAGCUUUCACACAGGUAAAAGCAGCACUUUUUGGCAGAAAGCUUCUGCAUUCCCCUUCCCACUUCUCUCUCCCUUUUGUUUUGCAGAUGGAUGCAUCAGACAGGGGGCUGGGUGCUGUACUGUCCCAGGUGGUGGAGGGGUAGGAGCGCCCCGUGCUGUACAUUAGUCGGAAGCUCUCUGUGAGAGAGACAAAUUACAGCACCAUAGAGAAGGAUUGCAUCCUCACUCACCGCUACUAUUUGCUGGGACGGGCGUUCACCCUUUUGUUCGGACCAUGCCCCGCUCCAAUGGCUCCACCGCAUGAAGGAUGCCAAUGCUCGCUUCACCCAUUGGUAUCUGGCACUCCAGCUGUUUAAGUUUGAGGUGAUCCACAGACUGGGGGCGCUGAUGGCUGUCGCAGACUUCCUCUCUAGGAAGGGGGGAGUGGGCAGGCCGGACUGUUCCCCCAAUCUGAGUCGGGUGGUGGAAUUAUGUGGAGAUGAGGGCUUGGCCAAGCAUUCAUCUGUGGAGAGAGGAAUCGUUAAGGGUUUUCACAUGAAGAAAUGAAUUGCGGCUAAUUGUGAAUUCUAUGUUUACAGUGAGAGGAGUAAUCUGUGUUUGAGAUUGUGGAUCAUGGAGAGACUACAGGAGAUGAUCAUGACAGUCUCACAGGAGUUGAGCUGCCAUACUACAUCACGAAGGGUUGCAGAACAUCUGGACCAACAUGAUGAUCUAAGCCACCUGCGACAGGAGUUCUUCAUCCCCAAAAUAUCUGACCUACCUCCGUCGGAUUUGUCUCUUGUGGAUGGCUCUGAAGAUUGUGUUUAUUUUGUGGGGAAUUCACUCGGUCUGCAGCCAAAAAGCGCUAAGAAAUAUAUCGAUGAGGAGUUGGAGAAAUGGGCAAAAACGGGCAUUCAUGGUCACACUGAGGGGUCACGACCUUGGGCCUGGGCCGAAGAAAACCUGGAGAGUCAGAUGGCAAUGGUCGUAGGUGCUAAACCUGAGGAAGUGGCUCUGAUGAAUGGCUUGACAGUCAAUUUGCAUCUUCUGAUGCUUUCCUUCUACAACCCGACUCCAAAACGGCACAAAAUUCUUCUUGAGGACAAGGCCUUCCCGUCAGACCACUACGCCGUUGAAUCUCAGAUCCGCCUCAGAGGAUAUAUUCCGGCUGAUAGCAUGCUUCUCAUUAAACCCAGACAGGGAGAAGACACUAUCAGAAUGGAGGAUAUGCUGUCAGUCAUUGAGCGUGAGGGAGAGGUGAUUGCUGUGAUCAUGCUCAGUGGAGUUCAGUAUUACACCGGUCAGUUCUUCGACAUGCAAGCCAUCACGAAAGCAGGACACGGCAAGGGAUGUUUUGUAGGUUUUGAUUGCGCACAUGCUGUGGGUAACGUAGAACUGCGACUUCAUGACUGGAAUGUGGAUUUUGCUUGUUGGUGCUCUUAUAAGUAUGUGAAUUCAGGAGCUGGUGGUUUAGCAGGUGCAUUUAUACAUGAAAAACAUAUUUACACCAUCAAACCAGCGCUGUUGGGCUGGUGGGGUCACAACCUGAAAACCAGAUUUCACAUGAACAAUGAAAUGGAGCUUCAGUCUGGUGUAAAUGGAUUCCGCCUGUCAAACCAGCCCAUCUUAUUGGUGUGCCCCCUACAGGCCAGUCUAGAGAUUUUUAACAAGACGAGCAUGAAGGACUUGAGGAGGAAGUCAGUGUUGUUGACAGGGUAUCUGGAGUUUCUCAUCAAACAUUACUACUGUAAAGACGAGUUCCAACCUGACAAACCGUUCGUUGACAUCAUCACGCCCUCUGACCCCGAGCAGAGGGGCUGUCAGCUCUCGCUGUCUUUCUCUCUUCCAAUCAAAGCUGUGUUUAAAGAGCUCGAGAGGAGAGGAAUCGCUUGUGACCUGAGGGAACCGAAUAUCCUGCGGAUCGCUCCAGUGCCUCUCUACAACACCUUCACUGACGUGCACCGCUUCAUCACUGUACUGGGAUCAGCUCUGAGCGCCACUGAAAAACUCCACUGCAGCUAACGCGUGUGUUUUCGUUGGCUGUUAUUACUGCUCAUCUAGUUACAAAAGGACUGUCAGUGUCUAGCUGACUAUUACUGAUCAUUAUAUAUCACUUUUAUGUGCUGCAGUGAAUAAAAAUUACAAUCCAUAAUUCAGCUUGUGUUCUGAGGGAUUUCAAAGGGAUUUGGUUUGUGUUAAUGAUUACAAUGAUAUAAAGCACUUGAGUCUAUGACAAAUGGUCUAGGAGUUAUUAGCAGAUAUGUGUUUUUGUUUGAUGUAGCGCCCCCUAUUGACCGAUUUGGCCGAGUCCGUGUUUCUGAGUAGCGAGCAAUACUACUACCAUCUGACCAAGUUUCAAGUCUCUAGGCCUUAGGGCAUGCUCUGUCCGAUCAAUUUUAUGGUGGAAUAAUAAUAAUAAAUAUAGCUGCAAGCAGCAAUGACGGGCCCAAGCGCAAUGGGUCCAUUUCCACUCUGUGGCUUCCGUAAAACAAAGCAUGAUGGUCACAGCUACAACUCAACAUUAAUGUAACCCAAAACAUACAAUGUGUAAUAGAUAUAUGCCACCAUUCCAGUUUGACUACAACUUCAUGUAAUUUAAUCCACUGCCAUGACAACAUUAUUAAAGUGACAUUUCCUUUCACCAGUUGGGGGCGCUACAGUUUAGGAUGAGCUCCCAAACCUGAUGGUUUGUAAAGCUGCAUAUCUCAGCAACUACAGUCCGAGUGAAAACAGCAAGGAAAAGUAAAUUUCUCGCAACAUCAUAUUGAAGGUUGACUUCACAGCUUGAUGCACGCUACCUAGGGUCAAUACCAAAUGGAUGGCUAGGAUUAAAGGGGAGAGGUUUUGGUGCCUGUGAAUCGCUGUCAGAGUACGAGGGAUAAGACACAGUGUCAGGGAAGCGUUUACGCUUUCUAGCUGACUUGGGACCAGUGCGAGAAUGGCCAGCCAUACCCAAAAUAAUAUGAGUAACAGUGUUAGUGUUACUGUGAGAAUCAGUCAUAUGAGAAAUAGAAACAAACAAUACAGACACAUUCAUAUACACCCAGUUUAGGGCUGCACGAUUUUAGCACAAAUCAUAAUUGUCGAUUAUUGCCUUUGAUAUUGUAAUCGCGAUUAUUAAUGUCCAUUAAAAUAUUACCGUGAUGUCACAAAGUAAACAACCGUGUGGUUCUUCAGAGAAGCAGAUUUCAAUGGUAGAUAUGAGCUGCGCUCCAGUUUCUUUUAAGCAUUAUAAUGUAUUGUAUUAUAUAUUGUAGUAAUGUUUGUUAAGGUAAGACAAAUAAAAACCUAUUUUAAGUGGAUGUCUAUG